AUGAGUGACAACCCCACCUUGAUUCCCCCAGAAGAUUAUUUCGGAUAUUCGGACCAUCCUCACCCUUUGUCAGACUAUCAAGACACCAAUCAGCCAUUGAGAUACUCUGCUUCAUCAUCCGAAGUCAAUGAUACUCUGAUCAAUCCCACGAGCGUCUCUUCCAGCUCAGGGAUCUAUGACCCUACAGCGACUUCUUAUCAGCCUGACGAUUUUCUCCCUCCUUGGUCCAAAUAUGAUCACGCCAACAUGGGCAAUGUGUUCAUCGGGGGCCCAGAUGAAAUCAAAUCCAGUUCAUCACGACGUAUGUAUAGAUUAUCACCGGGAUCUGAGACGACAAGAGGGCUUUCAGGCGGUAGGUUUUCGGGAGGACCUGAUUCGUUCGCCUUCGGAGCCGAUAAGCCCGGCCUUAAGGAGCGAAAUCGUCUGUCGGCUCAGAGAUAUCGAGACAGAAAGGUCCAAGCUGUGAACGACUCUAAGGAAUUAAAUUUUCAGCUCAUGGAGGAGAACCGCCAGUUGAGAUUGGACUUGGACUCUAUGACAUCGAAAAUGAAUUCUCUUCUGGAUCAGAUGCUGAUACAGACCACGGAGAUUAACACUCUCAAGGCUCGGCUGAGUAGACAUGAAAAUGUUUCUACCACUGAGGCUCCAUGGCUGCCUGAACAGAGAUUUGCAGUUCCGGGAAUGUAG
This is a messenger RNA of Kwoniella botswanensis, 687 nucleotides long. RefSeq lists its product as uncharacterized. The record is from RefSeq and is a predicted model, not a curated record. NCBI's taxonomy places the organism in Eukaryota, Fungi, Basidiomycota, Tremellomycetes, Tremellales, Cryptococcaceae. Gene Ontology annotation, molecular function: DNA-binding transcription factor activity. Gene Ontology annotation, biological process: regulation of DNA-templated transcription. The transcript is spliced from 3 exons. Bases 1 to 687 code for a protein of 228 amino acids.